GUUUUGGUUUAUGGAAAAUAAUCAAAUUAUCUUCAUCAGCCAAGACGAUUAAGAUUAUUUAUUUAGUGAUGAAGACGAUUAAAUAUCACAAAUUAUUGAACAAGAUUCAACAGGCAGAUUUUGUAAGGUAAUUUUAUCAAAAUUAAUUUCUAGUAUAAUGAAGAAAUCGGUAAAGGAGCUUACAAAAGUGUAUUUAGAGGAUAUGAUAAUUAAAGUGGUUGUGAAGUGGCUUGGAAUGUAUUUUAAUUGAAUAGUGUUCCAGAAAGUAAAAUAUAUUGCAUUAAUUAACAAUUAGAUGAACGAAGAAGAGUUAGAUAAGAGAUUUCUAUUUUAAGUAGUCUAAAACAUGAGAAUAUUAUAAACUUUAUAUAUUCAUGGCAUAAUAAAUCAAAAAAAGAAAUUGUUUUCAUAACUGAGAUCAUAAAUGGAGGCUCGUUGAAAAAGUAAAAAACAAAUAUUAUGCUUAGUUAUUUACGUAGAAUUACUAGACCAAAGUUAAAGGUUAUAAAGAAUUGGUGUAGAUAAAUUUUACUUGGUUUGGAAUAUUUACACAAAUAAAAUAUAAUACAUAGAGAUUUGAAAUGUGAAAACCUUUUGAUUGACACAAAUAAUAAUGAAUUAAAGAUUGGUGAUUUAGGUCUUUCAAUUUAGUAACAUAUAAUUAUUAAAUUAAGAUUAUAAGGAUCUUUUACAACUUCAGUUCUUGGUACUCCAGAAUUUAUGGCACCAGAAAUCUACUAGGAACAUUAUGAUACAAAGGUGGAUAUUUAUGCUUUUGGAAUGUGCCUAUUAGAAAUGGUAACUGGAGUAAAACCAUUUUGUGAAUGUAAAGGAGGCACUGGUUAAGUGAUCAAGAAAGUAAUUGAAUAGUAGAAACCUCAAUCGAUUGAUGCUAUUCUGAAUGAUAAAAUAAAAGCAAUUAUCUUAGAGUAAAUUGAUUUUUUUUGCAAACCAGAUGCCUAAAACCUCCAGAAGAACGGCCUUCUGCGACUUAAUUGUUAUAGACUCAUUUUAAUCUUUAAAUUACCGAUAAUGACAACCUUCCUGUUCCAAUCAAUGAUCAAUUCAUUUAAUAAUUAAGAGAUGACAGUAAAAUUUAUUAAAUUAUUCAUUAUUUAUAGAUUCAUCUAUUCUUAGAUGUAAUUUAUCUAACAAAAUUAUGUUAACAAUUGGUAGUAGUAAAUUUGAUACUAAUUCAGAAAUUAGUAUUCAAAAAUAAAAUAAACAAUUAGAUUUAAGAUAAAAAAAUCUGAUUAUUUAAACUGAAAAUGAAACUGAAUAAAUUUUUUAAAAAUGUUACAAAGAUUAUAUUGUAAAUUAUCAGACUAUUGUAGUGUUGUCAAAAUGAAGAAUCCUUAUAAGAUCUUGAGUAAAGAUAGGAAAAAGAAUUAUAAAUGUUAAAAUAAUUGCAUUUAUUAUAAAAAUAAGAAUAUCUGAAAAAGGCUUCAUAUAAUGUUAAUACUAAAACAUCAACAUAACCAUUUUAAAGUUCUGGAUUUUUAUCUUUAGGAUCUUAUUAAAACUUCUUUGAUUUUUAAUAAGAAUUAGAUAACAGAAAAUAAAUAAUAGAAAGUCCUUGUUUAGAGAGAAAUAGUAACAAAAGAAUGAUAAAGUUAGGAAUGGUAAUUUAUUGUUUAUUAUUAUGUUCAGAUAGCAGAUAAUAGCUAUGGAGUUUAAUAGCAUCAUUUAAAUCAGUCUUAACAAGUUUGUAUUUAGAAUCAAAUUAUUGUAGAUAAAUAAUUAGAGGUCAAUAAUUGACAAUCUAAUAAAAAACAAUCAUAACACA
This is a messenger RNA of Paramecium sonneborni, 1786 nucleotides long. The record is from the annotation of a GenBank genome assembly. NCBI's taxonomy places the organism in Eukaryota, Ciliophora, Oligohymenophorea, Peniculida, Parameciidae.